CUUUGCUUAGGGCCAUGAAUCAGAUUCAGGAAGGUGUUGAACAGGUUUAAAGAGCGCUAACAAUGUCAACUCGUGUUCAGACCUGACAGAGCUGCGUUCCCUCAACAGCAUAAAGGCUCUCACAGCGUCUCCUAGAUGGCGUACUCCACCAGCACCCUUGCAGAGGGCUGUUUUGGGAAAGUGUACAAGGAGAAGUACAAUGAUACCUGGGCUGCUAUUAAGAAAGUUCCUCAGCAUCUCAUCAGCUGGAAGGAUCUGGAGAGAGAGAGUGAAGUGUACAACAAGGCAAAACAUCCCAACAUAGUGAGGCUUCUGGGCAAAAUAAUUCUUAAAGAUGGAAAAUGGAUCAUUCCACUAGAGUUUGUCUUCGGAGAGGACUUGGAGACCACCAUCUUCAAGGCGUCAAAGUCUAAAAUAUUGAUGACUCCAGCUAAUAAAGGCACAAUCAUUGUCGGCAUGUGUGAAGGGCUGCUUCAUCUACACUCCAGAGACAUUGUCCAUCAAGAUCUCAAGCCUGAAAACAUUAUGGUGGAGCAUAACACGAACAGAGCAGUAAUUAUUGAUCUGGGACUGGCCAAGUUCUUCAAACGUGGUCUAAACUCUGCAAUGGACAUGGGGAACGAGGCUUACUCGGCUCCUGAGGUGCUGCAGAGGGGUAGCCAGAGAGAUCAGCGUUCAGACGUCUGGGCCAUGGGAAAAAUCAUAGCUGAGCUCUGUGCCCGGAUUCGUCUGUACACACCCAGCGUCUGUCCUGACAAAAUCAAGGAUGUUUUAAAGGACCAACCAUACUGCCCUGCUGUGUGUAGGAUGGUGGAGCAGAAUCCAUCUCUGAGGGCCUCUAUGGGCGGGGUCAUUAGUGAUAUUCGAAGAGCUGCAGGAAUGGGCAUUGUCACCAACACACCCAUUCAAAAAGAUCAUCUUAAACCACCUACACCUCACUUUAAUGCCAGAAACCAGUCCCCAUCACCUCCGAACAGAGAUGCACAUCUGCCAAUCAGGGACCCAUCACCAAUCAAUCGAGCUGCAUCUCCGCUAAUCAGGGACUUAUCACCGAUAAACCGAGGUAUUUCUCCACUUAACAGGGAUCCAUCACCGUUAAACAAGUUUGACAUACAUCAGUCACCUAUGAAUAAGCCUACAGGGCUUAUUCAUCAGUCACCUAUGAAUAAGCCUACAGGGCGGAUAUUUGAACGUUCUCCUAGACCAGAGAUAAAACCUUUGCCUCGGACUGGAGUGCACCUUCCUCCUUCCCCACAGAGGCAAGAGGACAAGAACAAAAAUCACGAUCUGGCGCCGAAAGGUGGAUCAGAACUCGCACAGGACCUCAGGAAAAUGAAGUUGUUACACGAAGCUGCCAAGGAUCUUCCCUGCAACCUGCCAACGACAGGGAGGGUGGUGGUGCGGCGUUUUGAGGAGAAAAACGGGGAAAUGGGUUCAUGGGAGCAGACCGAGGUGGUAACUCGUGAUGGAAAGAUAGUCAAGUUUGAUGAUGUCAAGUUUAACAGCAAAUGAGAGUAUCUGGGAGAGUUACAAAAUAGUUGUAUGUUCACUCAGCUUAAAGAGUAGACUGAGUUUAGGUGCAGUGGACAUUGCAUGGAAUGUAACAGGAUAUUAUUUUUUUUUAAGGAAUUGAUUAGUUUUGAGUUAUUUCCAAAUUAAAACUUUCCAUUAGCAUAUGCUUAGUUCCAAAUUUAUUUUUAAAAAUAUCAAUUUCAAAUGCAAACCUAGAUGUUGUGGAUUUUGGUAUGCAUUAUGCUCACUGUAAGCUCUGUGAGUGAGACUUGUAAUGAGAUUAUCUCCAAUUGAAAAACUGAUAGUUAUAUAUAUUUUCCGUUGGCUAAAAUGUGCAAUGAUAAUUACAUAUGAAAUGUGUUUUGAUAGUUUUGGUUAAAUAAAUGACUGUGAGAAAUUAAGGGCAGGGAAUGUGGGUGUGGUAUACAGAAUGGGUCUGUGGUGUAUUGUCUUUUUUUUUUUU
Molecule: messenger RNA, 1975 nt
Organism: Pundamilia nyererei
Lineage: Eukaryota; Metazoa; Chordata; Actinopteri; Cichliformes; Cichlidae
Product: cyclin-dependent kinase D-1
Exons: 5
Coding region: 136-1512 (458 amino acids)
Biological process (GO): protein phosphorylation; mitotic DNA damage checkpoint signaling
Cellular component (GO): nucleus
Molecular function (GO): protein serine/threonine kinase activity; ATP binding
Source: RefSeq, a predicted model, not a curated record